Molecule: messenger RNA, 2588 nt
Organism: Branchiostoma belcheri (Belcher's lancelet)
Lineage: Eukaryota; Metazoa; Chordata; Leptocardii; Amphioxiformes; Branchiostomatidae
Product: cytochrome P450 3A8-like
Exons: 14
Coding region: 142-1689 (515 amino acids)
Molecular function (GO): steroid hydroxylase activity; oxidoreductase activity, acting on paired donors, with incorporation or reduction of molecular oxygen; heme binding
Source: RefSeq, a predicted model, not a curated record
CGCAGUACAGGUCAACGACCCGUAGGUCGGGUCAGCUUCACUAAAUAACAAGUUGGGACAACCGCAGAGCGACUCGGCCUUGAAACAAUCUGGUGAAUUUUGUGGGAGUUUCUGUAUCUCGAACGGUGAACCGUAUCCGUGAUGGUUGUUGACCUCCUCCCGAUUCCUCUGACGUGGGUCUUGCUCGGGCUGCUGGCGCUGCUUGUCUACAUAUAUGGAGUGCGGCCUCUGUCAACUUUCCAGAAGAUGGGGGUUCAUGGACCACGGCCGUGGCCUAUUAUCGGAAAUGUGCUGGAUAUUCGACAUGGGGUCUAUAACCCAGAUCAUCAAGUAGAGAGGUCACAACGGUACGGAAAGGUGUAUGGGCUUUACAGAGGGGCAGCCACACCACUGCUGGUCAUCUCUGACAGAGAGAUGCUUCGAGAAGUCUUUGUCAAGCAAUUUCAAAACUUCUCUCAAAGAACUGGAGACACACAGUUUUUAAAGACCAGACCAAUAGAUCGCAUGCUGACUGCGGUCAAUGGAGAAGAUUGGAAGAACAUGAGGAGCACUCUCAGCCCGGCUUUCAGUGGCAGAAAGCUCAAGCAGAUGUCGGAGCAGAUAAACCGUUGUGCUGACCAGCUUGUGAGCAACUUGGGUGAACACACGAGCCAAGGCCAGUCAUUUGACGCCAAAACACUAACAGGUGCCUUCACUAUGGAUGCCAUUGCCAGUGUAGCAUUUGGAACAGACAUCGACUCUCAACGCAACCCAAAUGAUCCAUUCGUUGUUCACGCCAAGAAAGGCUUUGAAGGACCAUUUAAAAAUCCCUUGUUCUGGAUAUUCCUGUUUUUCCCAUGGAUCAUGAAGCCGCUGCUGGAAGGGAUAGGAUACAACUUCUUCCCACGAAGCACAACAAAGUUCUUCUACAAGGUUCUGGACCAGCUGAUAGAACUACGGCAAACAACUGUGUCUGAACGAUUAGAUUUCAUGCAGCUGAUGUUGAAUGCUCACAAAGAGCCAGAAGAGGAGGAAGAGGACAACAGAGAUGUGAAAGUCCAGGGGAAAAAGCAAGCCUUGACUAAGGAUGAUGUGGUCUCCAACGGCAUUGUUUUCUUCCUGGCUGGGUAUGACACCACUGCCACCACCAUGGCAUUCACCUUGUUCAACCUCGCUGUCAAUCAACAAGCACAGGACAAGGUCAUCCAGGAAGUUGAUGAUGUCAUGAGGGAAAAGGACCAGGUAGACCAUGAAGCCCUUCAGCAGAUGACAUACUUGGAGAUGUGCAUCAUGGAGACACUCCGACUCUAUCCUCCUGCUGCACUUAUCAUGACCCGCAUAUGCACGAGAGAUACAACAAUCCAGUGGCUGAAGAUUCCAAAAGGAAUGACUGUCCUGAUCCCAGUCCUUGCCAUUCAUUAUGACCCUGAAAGGUGGCCUGAGCCAAAAAAGUUCAUUCCUGAAAGGUUUACCUCAGAGGAGAGAGAGAAGCGUGACCAGUACGAUUGGCUGCCGUUUGGCGCGGGACCGCGAAACUGUAUCGGGAUGCGACUGGCCAUGAUGGAGGCUAAGAUCGGGCUGGCAAAGGUUCUCAUGAAGUACCGCAUCAGGACUGGGCCUGAUACUGAUACAACGCUGAAGCUGAAGAAGUUUGAGCCCUUCCCGCAGCCGGUCAAUGGUAUUAAGCUCCAGGCAGAGUUGAGAGCUUGAGACAACACCUAGGCUGGGCUAAAAUACACUUACCACAGUCACAUCCAGCCAUUAUGUACCAUUGACUAGUUAAUGGUUAAUGACCUGCCCCAAGGUGUAUAUGGUGUAGUAAGACCUUGUCAGUUGCUUUUAUUAUUAAAUAAAACAAAGGACCACCUAUAAAAUAGCAAAAGGACCAUUUGAUGAUUUUUCAACAGUUACACUUGUAUCAAGUUUAUAUGACAUACUGGUAGCUGUGUCACAAAAAUUAAAAUAGGGGCUUCUGAUUGGUAAACUUCAUCUGGCUAUAUGAUAAUUGUGAAUAAAUCAUUGGGAUGACAGCAAUUGCAAGUUAUAGUAUUAGUAGCAAUGUUUGCAUAGUCAUUACAUGAAUUGCAAGUUAACAUAAAGUUUGCUUUGUUUGCUUCUUGAAAGAAUGCUUUUUGUGAGCUGUCAUGCCAGACUCUGAACUGGUUGCUGUGUGCAUUAUGAUGUCAAGGAUGGACUUUGAUUUAAUUAUUCAGUUGUGGGAAUCAAAAUGUCAUGAUUUGUAAGGUUCAAUGUUCACCAACAUCGUAAGGGUGUGUAUUUUAUACAAAUGAUCCAGUAAUAAUAUGUAUCAUUAAUAGUAGUUAUUAUUAUGGUUAACAUAAAUGUAGCCAGGAAAUAAUGUAUUUUGGUACAUGGUGCCAUUGCUUAUUUGUGAAGGAUAAGUUAACUUUACACUCAACUGGUCAACUGACAUCUAAUAUACUAGUAGUUUUUAACUUCAUUAUGAAAGAUACAGUACAGUAAUGUACAGUAUUUGAUAACGUUACCAUGAUUGAUUGAUUUAUAUGAGAUCUGAUGACAAUAAAACAUAUGCAAGUUAUAAUGUUAUUUACCGGUAGUUCGUAUUCUUUUAUGUCCUGUAAGUGCAU